Cylicocyclus nassatus is the source of this 1636-nucleotide messenger RNA. NCBI's taxonomy places the organism in Eukaryota, Metazoa, Nematoda, Chromadorea, Rhabditida, Strongylidae. The record is from the annotation of a GenBank genome assembly.
AUGAACCUAACCUGGCUAGUUCUUCUCAUAGCCUUUGCAGAAUGCUUGGGUAAAAGUAUCAAGAAAAAACCGGAGGAGUUUGAUUUACCAACAGUAAUUGACGCCACUAGAGUAUCAACUUGUGCUCAAAAUUGUUUGACGGAAUUGUUCUCCAAAGCAGCUGAGCUCAUCACGCUCGAGAAUCCCGUGGAAAAUUUCAAACAUCUUUGCUCGAUCUACAAUAAUGCUUCGAUAUGUGUGGCAGAGCGUGAGGAGUGUUAUGGUGGAGUUAUUUUCGACAUAGUAUUUGAAGGACUGGACGAGUUGUGCAAUGAACGGCAAGACGAGCUCGAGCCUCAUGUGAAAUGCCUGGAGAAAGAAGUGCAGAAUGAGCUACAUGAGUGCGAUAAGUUUUGUCACUUUAGAGAUACUCUAGUGAUGGUUUCGAAGAAGGAAAGUGUUAAUAAAGUGCCCAAAGGCACCGAGGAUCAUCAGCGAAUACUGGAGGAAGUGGCUCCAGUAUGCACCUCCACCGGCUGCAUGACCGCUUGUAUUGCCUAUAGAUUAAACAAGAAGUGUGGCGAGCCUUCUGGAUCCAUCAUCAUGGAGUCUCUACUAAGGCCGCUGAGCAGAGCAGCCGAAGUGCUUGGAGAAUUGGGACCCCGAGCACAGCGGUCUGUAAGGGAAGAACUUCCAGAGCAGUGCCAAUACGUCGUCGAUAAGAAAAAAUUAGACAAAAUUAUUGACGGGAUCCCGCCGGGGGGUAUUCUAACUGUCAGUGAAACCGUUCCAGCAACUGCCAAUCCCGAAAAAUCACAUAAACUAAAACAUCCAGAGCCGCAACUAGUGAAAUUUGGAAUGACUAAAGGUGUCAAAGGCGAGGCAAAGGGAGUAAUGAUAAUUGUUGCAGGAAAGGCCAAGGUAAGCAAAGAAGGUGGAACCAACGAAGAUGAGCAUCAUGUUUCCCGAAGAUCCAUGCAUUCUGGUGCGCCUCAGCCUAAACAGAAAGUAGUUAUGCCUCCACCGCUACCACCGCCACCGACAACUCGUCCACCACCUCCUCCGCCGCCAAAACAUCUGCCUCCACCAUCUCCACCGACUACGACUCGUCCGGCGCCACCUCCGCCGCCUCCACCUAAACCAUCUCCCCCUCUUCAUCCUAAUCCACAAUCUAAACCCGGACAAGGACCCAAUGACAAAGUGAAGGAAGCUCAUCAAGUAGUUGGAAAGUCCUCGAAAAUAUCCAAACGAAGCUCCAGCAAUAGCCGAGAAGAAUCCCGCCGCAAAGUACGAACAGACCGGUCUGCCUCGCAUCAUAAUUCAAAAACACGACAUUCCCGCGAAAGUGAAAGUAGAGAAAGAGCGGAAAGGUUGCAUCGAGUUCUUCCUAGAAAAACCAGAGCAGCUUCGCCAUCUAAUGAUUACGAGGCUCUGAGUUAUAGACCACAUCCACGACCACCUCCGCCUCCUCCGCCACCAAAGCCAUGGUGGCCAGUACCACCUCCGCAUCCAGUAACUCCUCCUCCUCCUCCUCCGCCACCUCAGCCAAUACAUCCCGUAUUAUCUCCAACUCCUCCUCCUCCACCACGACCACCCUUUGAUCCAAGACACAGAUGGUGGAGAAGAUUUUGAGAAGAGCAGCCCACAAACCCCAACC